This is a messenger RNA of Babesia ovata, 2220 nucleotides long. RefSeq lists its product as uncharacterized. Bases 1 to 2220 code for a protein of 739 amino acids. The record is from RefSeq and is a predicted model, not a curated record. The transcript is spliced from 8 exons. Lineage: Eukaryota; Apicomplexa; Aconoidasida; Piroplasmida; Babesiidae.
AUGUUUUUAGCUCGCACAAAUGUUGGACCGUCCCUGUGGCGCGCGGCUGCACGGCGACGGUUCCUUUCCACUGGCAACCCUUGCACCGUGGCCGACGCCGGGCACAGCGACUCUUUUGAGGUCGGGGAGUUGCGCAAUGCCUGCACAUCAGCACCAGCGGCGGGAGCGCCUCUAUCCCUGGAUGAUCUCCGACAGAUGACGUCGCGGUUCCGGCGCUUGAACCGCAAGGGCGCGGUUGACGCCGAGCUGUGCGAGAAAUACUCCACGCUACUCACGAGUUACGUCGACAACGCUGUGGGCACGUCCUCUUUAUCGCUUGAUGAGUUCUUCGAGUUGUUUGUAAGCCAGUGUGAGACUAACUCCUCGCGUCAGAUAUCGCUGCUCGCCUCACGCCUGCUAGAUGUGAUCAAUGCUCAUGAUGCGGCUGUGUCGCUACCUGUGGCGCUGAAGGCGCUGGUUCGUCUCCAGCGGGCCAAGAUAUCGUACCCUGAGCUGCUGGACUACGUGUCCAGGCAUGUGUCGGAGCUGAGCCCGCCACAGCUCGCCGAUUUCGCGUGGGCAUGCUAUUCUGGAGGCCUGCGGUCCAAGCACCACCUGGAUCUGGUGUAUGACGAGUGCCUGCGCCGCCUGUCGGAGUUCGACUUUGUCGAGCUGCUGCGCGUGCUGCGGAGCUUCAGCUACUUCUCGUACGAGUAUAGGGCCGUGUUCGAGCGAAGCCAAUCCACGCUGCGCAAUGAGCUUGGAAAUUUGUCCCAGGAGGACAUGCUGAUGCUGCUGAACGUCUGCAAGACGCUGCAUCGCGAGGGCGACUUCGUGCAGCUGCGUGACAGCAUCCUCUGUCACAUCAUGGACGACAUAGGGCACUAUCCCACCCGAUUCCUGCUACAAUGCCUCGCUCACCUGACACGAGGCAGGCGCACCCAGGUCGGCGGCCGCUUCAUUUCUCAUGUCCUGCGUAACGAGGCUGAGUGCACGCAGGAGUACGCCCGCAUGACGGUGCCGGCUCUCGUGUCGAUAAUGCAGUGCAUCGAGCUCUGGCGCACUCGCAUGUCCCAUUUGACGGUUAUUUUGCGUUUGUUAGGGGAGCGCAUUCAGGAGCUCGCGUUUUCGCGCAACCUCGGUUUGUGGGCCGAGGUCUACAACGUCGUGUACAGCACCGGCUGGUUCAACCCUGUAUUCAUGAGGGCUGGGGUAGAGCACAUAAUAUCGGAACCGCAGAUUCUGCACCGCGUGUCAUGCCACCAGGUGGUCAGGGUGCUGCAAACGUUCUACAAGCUCCGCUACUACCACCGCGGUUCCUACGAGCGCAUGUUAGGCGUGUUUCUGGACGACUUCGACGGCGUUAGCGGCCGCCUCAACGUGGUGUGUGAGGCGCUUCUGGCUGCUGCUGAUGCUAACAUCGAGAUGCCUCAGUUGUACGAGCGGUGCCUCGAACAUCUCUCCAGCUCACUAUCGGAAUUGUCGCUGAAGGAUUGCGAUCACCCGUUGUCCGUGAUGGAACAGAAUCACAUGUGGCCGCGCAACGUGAUAACCAGCGCCUGGUCGUUCUGCGUGAUGGGCUACAACGGCGACCCACGGUUCAAGGUGCUGCUUGACUUGCUGGCAUUGCCAUGCAUUCAUGAGUAUCCCUACCAGUCCAGCGUGGUCCUCAUGGCCCUAGAGGCGGCAGAGUCCACGUUUGUGUCGGGGCACUGGGUGGACCAGUGCGAGUCGCUGUUAGAGAUCUACGGCGACCGUAUGCGGGAUCAGGAACGCGCCGAUCCCACCUCAACCCUGCACGACGUCGACCCCGAUGACAGCAUGCGGGACCACGUGGACGCCCGCAUGACGUUCGCGCAAUGCCAGGACGCGCACUUCCACAAGGGCCGUAUGCGCGCCACCAAGCACAUUUCAGACAUAUUGUACCACCUGGGCCGCCGCGACGUGCUGGUGCGUGUCGCUCCCCACUACAACUCCCCCUACCUGAUCGACGUCUGCCUUUCCAACGAAAGCAAGAAGGGGAUGGUGUUAUUCAGUGGCCGUGAGCUGAUGCGCGACCAUAUCGAUGGCAAGUGGAGCGUCGUGGAGACCGGUUCAACGCGGCUGAAGCGUUCGAUCCUGGCCAGAACGGGCUGGAAGGUGUUCGAGAUAAGCUGCGGCGAGUGGGCUCAGCUGCAAACUUCUGUUGAGCGGAAGCAGUUUGUACGCGCCGCUUUGAGCGCCUUGGACAUUGAAUGCUAA